GGAUCUUUGAACUUGAAGGGUCAUUUUCUAUUUUUCCAGGAAUCAGGAACGCAGCAUUUUUUGCAUCUGCCGUCAUAUAUUAGCGACACGGCGCAUGUGACGUCAGCAAGUGGCGACUGCAUAUGUUUUGGUCAAUGUGGGUUCCACAGUGACAGGACUAUUGAAUCUUUUAUCCAUUUAAAUACAUAAUUUCUUUUUUUAUUCUUUUCAUCAUUUGUGAGUGGAAAAUGUCUGUUUUUCACGACGAAGUGGAGAUCGAAGACUUCGAAUACGACGAAGACACGGAAAUGUUUUACUUUCCGUGUCCCUGUGGAGACAAAUUCGCCAUAAGCAAGGAGGAGCUGGAAAACGGUGAAGACGUGGCCACGUGUCCAAGCUGCUCACUGAUUGUCAAGGUCAUCUAUGACAAGGAGUCCUUCAUGGCGGGUGAAAUCCUGGAGGCGCCGUUAGGAAGCAAAGUGGAGAUGCUUCACACCUGAUCACCCAUGAAGGUGACCUUCAUGCCUGCUGAUUUCCACGUUCAGGGCAAACCUCCACCUCUCUACCUUCUCCUCCACCUGUUCUCUGCUCUCACUGCAGAUCACAAUGUCAUCUGCAAACAUCAUAGUCCAUGGAGAUUCCCGUCUAACCUCGUCUGUCAGUCUGUCCAUCACCAUAGCGAACAAGAAG
Molecule: messenger RNA, 669 nt
Organism: Dunckerocampus dactyliophorus (ringed pipefish)
Lineage: Eukaryota; Metazoa; Chordata; Actinopteri; Syngnathiformes; Syngnathidae
Gene: dph3
Product: diphthamide biosynthesis 3
Exons: 4
Coding region: 228-479 (83 amino acids)
Biological process (GO): protein histidyl modification to diphthamide
Molecular function (GO): metal ion binding
Source: RefSeq, a predicted model, not a curated record